ACAGCCUCUCGGGCCCCGCCAACUACUACUCAUCAUCUUUCUUGAACUCGAGGACGAGGUUGAGGGGAAGGAGGAGGGUUCCCGGAAGGCGGCCUCUCAACGCCCCUAUCUCGUCGACACACGCCCUAAUCGCUUCCCUCAGAUGAGGGAUGGUGUCCUAUCACGGUCAGAUCUGCAAUGGCACAAUCAGCAUUCAUCAUCGACGGACGUGGGAGCGUGAACUUUGCGUUAUAGUGAAUGGAAAAAAAUGAUUGACGAGCGGUGCCGAUGAAACAGGAAGUCAGUUAAGGCAAAAAUACCUAUAAACAUGACGAUGAAUUAUCAUUAUCAGUGAAAUGAGUUAAAAUAAGAUAAAAUAAAAGAGGGAAACCAGAGAAAAGAAAGAAAAGAAAAAGAAAAGAAAAGUUACAAAAUGGAAACAGGAACUUAAACCAGUGCAAAAAAAAAAGAAAAAAAAAGUAAUCAUGUGAUUAUCAAAAUGAACGAAUAAAGGACAAUAAACAAUAAACUUAAGCACUGAAAAGCAAAAAGAAGAAGAAAAAGGCGAAGACAAGGAAGAAGAGAAACAGAGAGGACACCGAGAAGAGAGAACUUCCCACAGCAUUCCCGCCCACACCCACCCACGCCUACGACCUCACUCUCAGGUGUGGUAGCCGUCACGUGGGCGGGUGGCAGCAGCGUGGGCGGGAGCGGGUUGCCAUGGUGGGCGUGUAUGAAGUCGGCAAGUGGGGCUGGAGUGGGCGGGCGGGCGUGAGCGAGAGGAACAACAAGAAGGUCAACAUCCACGUUAUUUCUGAUGGCAUCACCCGGCUGCCUAUCCUGGAGGGGGAAAUCUCUCACAUAGAGAUCCCCCGCGCCCAUAACCCGCUGGGAAUCACCAUCGUGGGCGGCGCGGACACUCCUCUGCGCUGCGUGGUCGUCCAGGAAGUCUUCCCCGACGGCCUCGUGGCUCAAGAUGGCCGCCUGCAGCCCGGAGACCAGAUCAUCGAAGUGGACGGCGUGGACAUGACGUCAGCCACGCACCAGGCUGUCUGCCAGUCCCUCAGACGCCCCCAGGCUGUGCUCCGGCUGGGCGUCUACCGGGAGAGGAUCGAGGCUUACCGGACCGCGUCGCCCCAGUCCUCGACGGGGGCGCCGCAUCAAGGCGAGAUGGUGGCGGUGACGCUGCGCAAGGAGAGCAGCCGGCAGCUGGGCCUCAAGCUGGGCGGCCGCCGCACGGAGCCGGGCAUCUUCGUGAUGGAGGUCCUGGACGGGUCCGUGGCCGCGCAGGACGGCCGCCUGCACCCGCACGACCGCAUCCUGGCCAUCAACGGCGUCGACGUCCGCUACGCGCGCCUCGACCACGCCUCGCGCCUCAUCCAGCAGAGCGCCGCCCACGUCGGCCUCGUCGUCAGCCGCGGCGCCGUCGCCUUCGUGUCGGCGUGCGACGCGCCCUCGCCCGAGUGCCAGCGCCCGCCGUCGGCCGCGUGGCGCCCGCCCUCCGCCACGCCCGACGCCGACUGCCGCGCCUCGCUCGACCGCGCCAGCGCCAGCGACAGCGGCUGCGGCGCCAUGGAGUAUGGGCGCUCGCCGUCGUGCGACUCGCUCAGCGACCACAGCCUCGUGUCGUCCAUGAUGUCGUCGCCGGGCGCGCGCCUGCCGUCGGAGGGCGGCGGCGGGGGCGGCUCCCCCCCUCGCGGCGGCUCCCCCGCCACCUCCUCGCCCGGAUACUGCACCUCCGACACCGACGACAUCGAGCCGCACCCCAGCCACCCGCCCAUGCCGCCCGCGCCGCACCCGCACGCCUCCGCACCAGCCCCUCCCCCCGCACCCCCUGCAGCAGCAGCCCCCCCGCACCAGCACCGGCCGCACCCGCAGCCCCCCCCCCACGACCGCCUCGCGCCGCCCGAGGAGCACCUCCACGCGCCCGCCCACGCGCACGAGGCGGCGCCCGCGACCCCCCGCGCCGCCCGCGCGCCCGACGACGUCGCCAACAUCAUGGCCGGCCUCAAGCGCGCCAUGCACCCGCAGGCGCAGCCGCUGCAGCAGAAGAACGUCUCCAUCAAGAAGGCGACCAACGAGAGCCUGGGCAUGCGCAUCGGAGGGGCUGUCCAGCAACGAGGAGACACGCCCAUCUACAUCGCCAACAUCAACCCUCAGGGACCGGGCAGAUGUAGGACUAUCAAGAAGGGCGACGUGCUGCUGUCGGUGAACGGGCAGUCGCUGCUGGGGCUGACCCACGGGCAGGCCGUGGCGCUCCUGAAGGCGACGGCGGAGCUGGCGGGCGUGACCCUGUCGCUGCUGGAGGGCCCCGAGACGUCCCCGGGCACCGCCAACUUCGUGCCGUCGUGGCUGUACUGGCAGAAGCUGCCCCGCUCGCUGCACAUCUCCAAGAGCGUGGUGCUGCACCGCGCGCCGGGCGCCUCGCUGGGCUUCAGCAUCGUGGGCGGCUCCGACCCGCAGCGCGGGCCGGAGCCCAUCCACGUGCUGUUCGUGGUGCAGUCGUCGCCGGCGGCGGUGGACGGCAAGCUGCGCUGCGGCGACCGCCUGCUGUCGGUGGACGGCCACACGCUCGAGAUGGUGCGCCACGCGGCCGCCGUCAGCCUCCUCAAGCAGGCGGGCCAGAGGGUCCACCUCGAGGUCGUGUCCUGGCUCGGCACGGAGCUCUGACCUCGCCCGGAGGCCGGGCUCCUCGCGGGCUUCCUUCUCUUCCAAAGCCUCGGCCGCCGGAGGCCGACCGACGGCGGGGCGGCGAGCACGUCGGGUGUGAGCGGCGCGUCGGGGCCCGCCGAGGUGCGGGGGGGCACGCGCGCAGAACACAGACGACAGCAAAGUCAUGUCACUGUUAUUUACUUAUUCGUAGUUGAUAAAUGUAAGAAUGUACUGCGGUAGAAGUGUAAUACAUAGUAAACAAGAAACAUCGAGGUUUCAAAAGUAGGAAAGUCAAUGAUGAUAUACAGUAGAUGAUACUGUUUUAGAUGGAAAAUUAUAUAUAAUGUUCCUUCCCUCAGAACAACCGUUCGUCGUGAAGGGAAAAGACUGCUAUUUAUAUACUAUGGAUAGAUACAUUGUAAUGACAUAAAAAGCUGUUCAGCUUUCAAUUCAAGUAACGGAAAAAAAAAUACGAUAAAAAUACAAUAUGAAAUUAAUGAGCAUUUGAAAUGGAAAAAAUGUUGCUUCACCGAAGUGUACCCGUUGAUGCUUUCACACAAUAUGAAUUUUAAUAGGGUGAAUGGUUUUACAUAUCAUUAUGAAUAAUACUUGGUUAAUUUCGCUGAUUACAAAGCCUGGCGGAUUUGCUCUUCGUACGUAGAAUAUAACAACCAUUUUACUUUUAUGCGUUUAUGGAUAAGUAUCGGUCGCAGAUAACACUCGCCACAUGAAUAGGUCUACACAGCACAGUAGUGCAAUGAAGAGAAAUACAUACAUAUAUACAAUAUAGCUAUUCACAUGUAUACCAAAUUUACAUAUAUACAUCUAUACAUACAUUCCUAUAUACAUACAUACAUUUAUACGUACAUAU
This is a messenger RNA of Penaeus vannamei (Pacific white shrimp), 3502 nucleotides long. The record is from RefSeq and is a predicted model, not a curated record. NCBI's taxonomy places the organism in Eukaryota, Metazoa, Arthropoda, Malacostraca, Decapoda, Penaeidae.